Cucurbita moschata (crookneck pumpkin) is the source of this 1056-nucleotide messenger RNA. RefSeq lists its product as uncharacterized. The transcript has a single exon. Bases 489 to 980 code for a protein of 163 amino acids. The record is from RefSeq and is a predicted model, not a curated record. Lineage: Eukaryota; Viridiplantae; Streptophyta; Magnoliopsida; Cucurbitales; Cucurbitaceae.
GCGGAAGCUUUCAUAUAUAUAUAUAUAUAUAUAUAUACACAUGGAGUGAGUCCUCCUCUCCCUUUCCCACUCUGCGACACCAAGAAUAAACGGAGCUUCCUCCGACGGCCUGUAGCCAUUUUUGUUGUCUUCGUCUUCCUUUUCUCGCAAACAUUCUCUGCAAAAAGAAUUCUCCCUUCGGCAACGCCACCUUCUUAUUUCUCCGAUUCUUUCAUUUGCUUCAAUUUCACUGUUUACAGAAUUUGUUUUUGUUUCCGUUUCCGUUUUUGACUCCGAUUUUCCCCCAAAAAGUUACGCGGCAGCCGCUACCCCAAUAGUUUCAAUUCCUUGAUGAAUCUUCCUUCUCAAUCGAACUUCAAAGAUCUGAUCAAGCUUUUGAUUCCUUUUUUGGAAUUGAUGUUCCUUACUUCAUCAGAGAAUCAUUGAUUUCGCUAUAUAUAUCUAUCUAUUAGACCAGAACGAAGGUAGAAGAAGAAUCAAUCGACGCCAUGAAGAAGGUCCAUCCAGUCUCGAAUAAGCAGAAUCCAAAUGGUCGUAACUCGCUUUCUCGUGCUCAAUCGUUUCUAGGUUUAAACCCUAAGAAACUGCGGCGGUUGCCCCAUGUUUUCAGUCGGGUUUUGGAGCUUCCAUUUAGAUCUGAUGCCGAUGUUUCGAUUCUCGAAAACUCUAAUUGCUUCCGAUUCGUAGCGGAAACUAAUGGAAUUAGCGACGAAUUUAGGGCGCAUACGGUUCAAAUCCAUCCUGGCGUUAUCAAGGUUGUAGUUAGACAAAUUGGGGCUCUGGAAUCGACGUUAGAGGAACUGGAGAUCGACAUGUGGAGAUUUCGACUGCCGGAUACAACUCUGCCAGAGCUUGCCACCGCCGCGUUCGCCAAGGGGAAACUCGUGGUGACGGUUCCGAAGAGGGAGGACGCCGGAGAAGGUACGUGGGGGAAUAAGAAUGGGGGUUUUAAAGGUGGCCGUUUAGUGGUUGUACAGUAAAAAGAAUCCCUGUGUCGCCAUUUUCCAUUUAUUGAGCAACUUAAUGAAAUCUCUGUUCACUGUUCUUCUGGGUUGA